Anopheles maculipalpis is the source of this 858-nucleotide messenger RNA. RefSeq names its product RNA/RNP complex-1-interacting phosphatase homolog. The coding region runs from base 1 to 858 and encodes 285 amino acids. The transcript is spliced from 6 exons. NCBI's taxonomy places the organism in Eukaryota, Metazoa, Arthropoda, Insecta, Diptera, Culicidae. The record is from RefSeq and is a predicted model, not a curated record. Gene Ontology annotation, molecular function: polynucleotide 5'-phosphatase activity; protein tyrosine/serine/threonine phosphatase activity. Gene Ontology annotation, biological process: protein dephosphorylation.
AUGGGUUCCGUACCGAAAGGCUGGAAUGACUACACAAACUAUGGGGAAGUGCUAGUAGACACAUUCAUUCCGCUAAAGGUGCCACUGUCGCGGGAUAACAUAUUCGUCCCUUCACACGCACGAUUUACACCGGAAGAUGUCAUGCUGCAGCUAAAUGUAGGUUUGAUCAUUGAUCUAACAAAUACAAAGCGCUACUACAAUCCGCGCGAGUUCACCUCAAAUGGGAUCGAUCAUGUUAAGGUAUCGAUCCCGGGUAAAAUGGUACCAAAGCACUUUCUAGUAAAGCGUUUCAUUCGUCUAGUGAAAAACUUCCGGAACGAUUCUAGAAACGAGAGGAAGCUGAUAGGUGUACACUGUACCCAUGGUUUGAACCGCACCGGGUAUCUCAUCUGUACCUAUAUGAUCCAAGAGCUAGGAUAUGAUCCAAUGGAAGCAAUACAAUUGUUUAACACAAAACGUGGCCACGAAAUGGAGCGCAAUAACUACUUGGAAAACUUGCAAUGUAUGUUGCCGGGCAGACGAGAAGAGCCGGUAUACAUAUCUAAACAGUAUGAUACAGUACAGGACAGGAAUAGGUGGUCACGGCAGAACCGGGAGGAGGAUUCAGCAGGAAUGCAGCGAGACAGGUCAUAUCGGAGUUACGACAAUUCAGCUUCAAGAGAUCAUAUGAGACCAGCGUAUGGCUAUGACAAUAAUCAUCAUGAACGUUUCAACAUGUACACAACAUCAGACCGUAACCAGUUGAAAUGGGACCCUACAGUCAGACGUGUCGUAUCGCAUAGUACGCACAAUUUCCGGGUUCCAUCUUACCGGAACGCUUUAACAAAAGAAACAGGAAAGCACUCAAGGUUUGAAUAA